Messenger RNA from Hansenula anomala, 1971 nucleotides. RefSeq names its product putative tRNA 4-demethylwyosine synthase (gene TYW1). Gene Ontology annotation, molecular function: 4 iron, 4 sulfur cluster binding; catalytic activity; FMN binding. The annotation marks the transcript as partial. Lineage: Eukaryota; Fungi; Ascomycota; Saccharomycetes; Phaffomycetales; Wickerhamomycetaceae. The transcript has a single exon. Gene Ontology annotation, biological process: wybutosine biosynthetic process. The record is from RefSeq and is a predicted model, not a curated record.
GCUGUUGAUUUCACUACUGCUUUUGCUAAAAAACCAACAACCAAUACAGCUACUGCGAGGACUAUAAACGCCCCAAAAGUUAAAAGAGUUCCAAAGCUGAUCAAAUCAAAAGGUUUACAAUCAAAGCAAAAAGCUCCCCCAACUUCAAUGACUCAAGCUAAUACUUCAUUAUUAGAUUCGAACAUUAUCAUUUUUUACACAUCAUUGACAGGUUCUUCAGAAAGAUCAGCUAAAAACUUGUACAACGCAUUAUCAAUGGUUGAUCAAUUAAAGAAUAAGCCUCAAUUAUUAAACUUGGAUGAUUUAACCGACCUAGAUGAUUAUUUCACAAAUACUCCUAAAUUAGACAAUUUGAUAUAUUGUCUUGUUUUACCUUCAUAUGAUGUUGACUCUCCAAUUGAUUAUUUCUUGCAAACUUUAGAAGAUACUUAUCAAGAUUUUAGAGUUGAUAAGUAUCCAUUGAAAAAAUUAUUAGGGUUCACUGUUUUAGGUUUAGGUGAUUUAGAAUCAUGGCCCGAAAAAUUCUGUUAUCAAGCCAAAAGAACUGAUUAUUGGUUAGGUAAAUUAGGUGCUAGAAGAAUUUUCCCAGUUGGUGAAAUUUGUAUUAAGACUGGUGGUGAUUUAAAAAUAAAUGAAUGGAUUGAAAUGUUUGUUGAUGCCUUAAAAGAUGACGAUCCAAUCUUGUAUGAAUAUAAGGAUUCAGAUGCAGAAGAUGAUUCAGAUAAUGAAGGCUCAGAAGAAGGAAGUAGUUCAGGUGAAAGUGAAGACACAUUAGUUGAUGUUGAAGAUAUGGGUAAAAUUAUGAAGUCAUCUAAUGAAAAAUCAAACACAAAUGAAAUUAAAGCCAUGGUUGCCAAAAAUUCACCAACUUAUAACAGUUUGACUAAACAAGGUUAUACAAUUGUGGGUUCUCAUUCAGGUGUUAAAAUUUGCAGAUGGACUAAAUCUGCAUUACGUGGUCGUGGUUCAUGUUAUAAAUUUGCAUUUUAUGGUAUCAGAUCUCAUUUAUGUAUGGAAACUACACCUUCCCUAUCAUGUUCAAACAAAUGUGUUUUCUGUUGGAGACAUGGUACAAACCCUGUUGGUACAAAUUGGAGAUGGCAAGUUGACCAACCAGAUGUUAUUUUGAAUGGUGCUUUACAAGGUCAUUAUUCCAAGAUCAAACAAAUGAGAGGUGUUCCAGGUGUUGUUGCUGAAAGAUUUGCUGAAGCUUUUAGAGUUCGUCAUUGUGCUCUAUCAUUAGUUGGUGAACCUAUCUUCUAUCCUUAUAUCAAUGAUUUCGUUGGAAUGUUGCAUGAAAAGGAAAUUUCAAGUUUCUUGGUUUGUAACGCUCAACAUCCAGAUCAAUUGGAAGCUUUAUCAAAAGUUACACAAUUAUAUGUUUCAAUUGAUGCCCCAACUAAAUCUGAAUUGAAAAAAGUUGAUAGACCAUUGUUCAAAGAUUAUUGGGAAAGAUUAAUCAGAUGUUUAGAUAUCUUGCGUACAAGUCAAUCUCAUCAAAGAACAGUUUUCAGAUUAACAUUAGUUAAAGGUUUCAACAUGGAGGAAGUUUCAGGAUAUGCUGAUUUAGUGGAAAGAGCUCGUCCAGCUUUAAUCGAAAUCAAAGGUGCAACUUUCUGUGGUUCAUCAUCUGGUAAUGGUAAUCCAUUGACAAUGCAAAAUAUUCCAUUUUAUGAAGAAUGUCAAAAUUUUGUUAGAAAUUUGAAUGAAGAAUUAAACAAUAGAGGUCUUGGCUAUGGUAUCGCUGCAGAACAUGCACAUUCAUGCUGUAUCUUGAUUGGUUCAAACCAAUUCAAAGUUGAUGGUGAAUGGUAUACUCAUAUUGAUUAUGCAAAAUUCUUUGAAUUGUUGAAAAGUGGUAAACCAUUUGAUAAAUUGGAGUAUAUUGCAAAGACUCCUGAGUGGGCCUUAUGGGGUAGUGAAGGUGCUGGUUUCAACCCAGAAGAUACAAGAGUUAGAAAGAAGGGUAAA